Molecule: messenger RNA, 3660 nt
Organism: Pseudomyrmex gracilis
Lineage: Eukaryota; Metazoa; Arthropoda; Insecta; Hymenoptera; Formicidae
Gene: Fmr1
Product: synaptic functional regulator FMR1
Exons: 15
Coding region: 58-1983 (641 amino acids)
Biological process (GO): positive regulation of translation; regulation of dendrite morphogenesis; regulation of modification of synaptic structure
Cellular component (GO): neuronal cell body; axon; dendritic spine
Molecular function (GO): translation regulator activity; mRNA 3'-UTR binding; protein homodimerization activity
Source: RefSeq, a predicted model, not a curated record
GUGCCCGCUCUUCAGCAUGCCUGGCGCAAAGGAGGCGAACCGUCACACAAAAGCAAGAUGGAGGAUCUCGCAGUCGAAGUAUGCGGCGAAAACGGAGCUUACUAUAAGGCCUUUGUCAACGAUGUCUUUGACGACGAAGUUUUGGUAACUUUCGAGAAUGACUGGCAGCCUGAGUCAAAAUUUCCAUUUGCUCAAGUUCGUCUACCUCCAAAAGAUGGUUCCAAAACAGAAUUUCAGGAGAAUCAGGAAAUUGAAGUAUUUUCCAGAUCCAAUGAUCAGGAAGCAUGGGGCUGGUGGAAGGCACUUAUCAAGGUGUGCAAAAUGAGUAAAGGUGGAUUUCAAGUAGUUGAAUACUUGGGAUGGGAUUACACAUACACCGAAAUUGUAGCUAGUGAGCGACUGAGAGCCAAAAAUCCAAAUUCCCCUAUUGAUAAAAACACGUUUCACAAGAUCGAAAUUGAAGUACCUGAAGAGCUCAGAGAAUUUGCGAAGAUGGACAAUGCGCAUAAAGAAUUUCAAAAGGCGAUAGGGGCAGCAGUGUGCCGAUAUGUGCCUGAACGAGGAGUACUGCUGGCCAUCUCCCGUCAUGAAAAUAUACAUCGUCACAGUAGCAUGCUCCAAGAAAUGCACUUUAGGAACUUAUCGCAAAAGGUCUUGUUAUUGAAAAGAACAGAAGAGGCAGCGCGUCAACUUGAAUCUACUAAACUUCAAACAAUAGGGGGCAAAUUUAGAUCUUCAAACUUUAUAUAUCAGCGUGUCUCAGACUUUGAGGCAGGAGUGAAAACAAAUUCAAGAUACACUGACGAAUUCAAUGUUCGGGAAGAUCUUAUGGGAUUAGCUAUCGGUGCUCAUGGCGCAAACAUCCAACAGGCACGAAAAGUUGAUGGCAUUACAAAUAUAGAAUUAGAAGAAAAUUCGUGCACAUUUAAGAUAUAUGGAGAGACGCAUGAAGCUGUCAAGAAGGCUCGGUCUAUGCUGGAAUAUAGUGAAGAAUCUAUACAAGUUCCACGUGUUUUGGUAGGAAAAGUAAUUGGGAAGAACGGUCGCAUUAUCCAAGAAAUUGUCGACAAAAGUGGUGUAAUAACAUCUGACUCGAGUGGGAAUGUACAUAUUGAUAAAGUAAGAGUAAAAAUAGAAGGAGACAACGAACCUCAACCAACGAUUCCACGAGAAGAGGGUCAGGUGCCCUUUGUCUUUGUCGGCACUGUUGAAAGCAUCGCCAAUGCUAAAGUUUUGUUGGAAUAUCACUUGGCACACUUAAAAGAGGUAGAGCAGCUUCGACAAGAAAAAUUGGAAAUUGAUCAACAACUACGAAGCAUGCAUGGGUCGAACACAGGACCUAUGCCCAGUGGUUUUCCACCUACAAGACGAGGAAUGGUUGCAGGACCCGAAGAGGGUGUUAGCGGUCGUGGCGGUCGUGGCGGUCAGUCUCGGGGACGUGGCUCUCGAGGUAGAGCUCCCACCAGACACAAUGCCGGAUUACGUAGAGAGACUUUAGACGGCAGUGAAGAUCGCGUCCGGGACUUACCACCAAGAGGUGGUCAUCAGGGAGGCGCCGGUAAUUCAGGGUACAUGAGCGGUAGACAAGGUCGUCCUCCGACUCAACGCAGAGACCGUAGAGACGAACGUCGUCGCACCACUGAUGACGAAGACACUGUUUUAGACAGUCAAGAUGUUUCUAGCAUUGAUAGAGAAUCAGUAUCGAGUGUGGAGGGAGGAUCUAAAGGAGUAAGACGGAGACGGAUUCGACGCUCACGACAACGAAGUUCAACGCCAACAAAUAAUAUCCAAACAGGCAGUAAUGCCGGCCCGUGCGACCAGUCAACAAUGAAUAGCAAAGAAGGAACACCCGCGAACGAUGUUUCCGUAUCCAACAACAGUUCCCAAGGACCUAAAGGCCAAAGAGAACAUCGGUCUCGUCCUCCUCGUAUGCAGCAGAGCAAUAAGCCUAAGGAAGCUCUGGUUAAUGGUACCAGUGGCUAAAGCAAUCGUUGGGUUGUCGACAAUUGCCACUAACGUUUAUACGUUACACCUGAUGAGAGCGAUUAACUCCCAGCACGUAACAUGACGUUAUUAUACCGACGCAAGGACUACACGAUUAUGGAAAUGCGACAUGAUUAGUCUACGCUCGUUGUUAAGACUGUUUGCUACCGAUAAGAAAUACGACAGUUGUUUAAGAAAUCGUCAUUCUCCUUAAACACAUUUAAGGACACAUAUUAAUAUCCAUGCAUGGUUUAGUUUAAAUGAUGGUAAUUACACUGUCAUGUUUGAUAUAUGGAUACAUUCAUUGGGAGAUAGAGGAUAUAGCAUUUGGUAAGAAGGAUUCCCUGAUUGUGAAACUGUGCCUCAUUUUUAUACCGAGCUCCUAACUUAUGUGGCAGUGCUUCGGACGCGCCACACGGCGCGCCUUAGUCACUCGUUAACGAUCCGAUAUUAGGCUGAGUAAUCGCGGCUCGUAUGUCAAUUAUCACUCUGGGUAGGUUUCAUCUAGAUAUGUCGCUUUUUAGUACUUACAAAUAUUUAAUUCGAUAUUCAUAAAAAAAAAAACAUUUCGCUCUGGUGUCAUUCCGAACGAUUUGAUUUACUUUUCACAACAAUUUGUCAACAAAUUAUCUAAUAGAUAUUUUUUGUGAAUGUUACAUAUUAAACAUUGUUCCAAUUAUAUGUAUAUCGACAAAUCACUGUUAUUAGUAAUUUUAUUCCUGUGAAUGAGCUAAACUUCGAAUGCGACAUAACUAAGAUGCAACUCGACGUGGUGCAAGAAAAAAAAAUGGAUUUCCGUUGUUAAUCGUAACAAUGGUAGGUGGCAGCUGUAAAGAAAUUCUGGUUCAAAGGUGUUCCCAAUGAUGUUCCUUUCUAUUUACUUGAGGAAAUUGAGUUUUUGAUUUACAAUUAUUAGUAGAGUUAUUUAACAACACUAGAUUUUUAUGUUUCAAUGCUGAGUGUUUAAUAAUAUCAUAAUAAUUACAAAAAAAAUAUGACUUAUUCGAAUCUAACAUGAUCAGAUAUGCACAAGGAGUCGGUUUUCAUUUCUGAGUACACUUGUCACGUAAUUUAGUCUUUUCCUUUUUUUUCUUUUUUUUUUUUUUAUUUUUACUACAGUCUAAGCAUACUAUAUCAAACUUUAGGAUUUGAUAUCGAGUUGGUUUCUGCAUUGUUUCGCAUGAUUUAAAAAAGAAAGUAAACGUAUACUUAGUAAUACCAAUGUAUGAUGUGCCAGAGAGAAGGAAUGAUACAUGUUUUAUGAUAUCUAGCUAAAGUGCAGACUUAGCGCAUACCUUUAUUACUAUAAUACUACUUAGUCGAAAUGUGGAUGUCUGAACAAAUAAACUAGCUUUACUAUACUAAGCUAUAAAAAAAUAGAUAUCAAUUGUUUUAAAUUGAUUAUCAAUAUCAUUAAAAACUCAGUUAUCAAUUUAAAACAGUUGUCUCUUCUUCCGGAUAUGACAACAACUAAUCGGACGUGUCUCAUGAAUUUUGCAAAACCACAUGGUGGUUGAUGCAAUAUAUUGACACCUAACAAAACCGCUGCCAUUUUAUCUGAAUAUACUUAUGGCAGCCAAAAAAAAAACUGAGAUAUCCCCCAACUUGCUUGUUUCAGAUACAUUUGUAUUGAUUGCAAUUUGUGCAUAAUUUAAGAAUAAAACAUUUCUGUACAUA